AUGACCAAGAGCUUCUACCCCCAGACCAUCAGGCUGCAUCAUGACCAAGACUUCUACCCCCAACCAUCAGCUGCAUCACGACCAAGAGCUUCUACCCCAACCAUCAGCUGCAUCAUGACCAAGAGCUUCUACCCCCAGACCAUCAGUGUGUGUGUGUGUGUGUCAGCGCUGGAUGCGUCUCUGGAGUUUGUGCAUCAGGCAGCGGUGCCCAGCUCCUGGAGGACAGAGGUGAAGGACGAGAGUUCCAGCAGUGAGGAAGAUGACAAUGAGGAAGAACAGGAGGAAGACGCCAGCGAAGAGGAGGAGGAGGAAGUGGAACCGUUCCCUGAGGAGAGAGAGAACUUCCUGCAGCAGCUGUACAAGUUCAUGGAGGAUAGAGGAACCCCCAUCAACAAGAAACCGGUACUGGGCUACAGGAACCUGGACCUCUUCAAACUCUACAGACUGGUGCAGAAACGGGGAGGCUUCCAUGAUAUUGAGAGCGGGUCCGUAUGGAAGAAUGUCUACCAGGCUCUGGGAAUCCCUGUUCUCAACUCUGCCGCCGGCUACAACGUCAAAUGUGCUUACCGCAAGUACCUUUAUGGGUUUGAGGAGUACUGCACCUCCUGCGCCAUCACCUUCCGUAUGGACCUACCCCUGAAGCAGCCCAAGGCGGAGGGGGAGAGGGAGAGGGGGGAGGCAUGGGCUGGGGGAGCCACUACCGUCCCCCUUGUAGCCUCCUCCAGCUGUGGAGAGGAGCAGAACGUCUCUGAGAAACCCUCAGCUGGGUCAGAGACCAGCAGCACUCAGCCUAACAUCUACAAGGAGGAGAAGACUGAGCUGACCAGGAACAAACCUGAUACAGAACCUUUGAAGGCUGAGAGAGAAGAUGAUGAUGAUGACAAUGAGGAAGAAGAUGGAGAUCAUCACAAGCAUGAGUCUGAUGAUGAAGACGGGCCUUCGUUUGUUGGCCUCAGAGCGGAGGGAGUGAAGCUGGAGCCUUACGAUGAGGAGCAGGAGGAAGGGGAGGAGGAGGAGGACAUCUCUGGCUCUGGGGAUGAGAGCUGCAGUCAGGAGGGCGAUGGUGGUGAUGAGGAUCUGGGGGAGGAAGGGGAGGAGUUUGAGUGUUACCCCCCGGGGAUGAAGGUGCAGGUGAGGUAUGGGCGCGGUCGCAGCCUGAAGACGUACCAGGCCACUGUGAAAGAGGCUGACGUGGAGGGGGGAGAGGUGCUCUACCUGGUUCACUACUGUGGCUGGAACGUCAGAUAUGAUGAAUGGGUCAAAGCUGACAAGAUCGUACGUCCGGCCAAUAAGAAUGUUCAAAAGAUCAAGCAUCGCAAGAAAAUAAAGAACAAAGUGGAGAGAGAGCGCAACCGCCUGGAACGACUGAACGCGGACCUGGGGAGUCCGUCCCCCAACAGCCUACGUGUCCCCCGCCCCUCCUCCAAACUCCUCGGAUCUAUCUCAAGUCCCGGCUCCGCCCACGAGCGCCAUGUCUUCUCCAAGAUGGAGGAUGGCUCAGAUAGUUCAACAGAUGACAUUGAUCACCAGGAUGAGGAGGGUGAUUGUGAGGACGAAGAUGACCGUCCAGUGGGGCGCGGCGGUCUCAGAAAGGGGGGUCCCCCCGAACCACCUCACGCCUCAGACUGCUGGGAGGGUACCGCACCUACUGAUGUCCCCAAAACCCCAUCGGUCACAGGAAAUAGCCAAGAACCAAUCAACAAAGAUGCCCCGGAGGCGGUGAAACGGCGUAGCCAACCAGAGUUUGAGGCUGAGAUGGAGGGGCCGGGUAGCUCAGCCUCCAGGAAGAGGAAUUCAGAGGGAGCAACCGUGGAGUGGUCUGAAUGCACCCCUAAAGGACCCCCGUCCAAAACCAAGCUCCCCACCCGGAGCACCAGGAACACUGACUGGCUGCCGAGAGACUCCCCCAGGAAGGCAGAGGAGAGAGGAGUAGGAGGGCCAGGGGAGGAGAGAGGAGGAGGAGGAGGGGGGCCGGAGGAGGAGAGAGGAGGACCAGCAGGAGGAGGCUCUUCUAGUAGCAGCUCAGACGAUGAAGGAGGAGCACCACCUCCCUCUGAUACCAACCAAUCAGAGGAGGCCGACCGAGACAGAGACCGACCCAGUUCCUGUCCGAAACCCAAACCUUCCCCCUCCAAGAAGUACAACGGCAUGAAGGACAAGACCGUCAAAGGAGGCGGGGGUGGCAGUGGCGCCCGCCCUGCGGGAUUCUGGGAGAUCCCUGAGAAGAGGGCCAAGAUGGCUGCUACAGCGGAUGAGAGGGAGAGACAGGUGGGUGGGGGGCGCACCAAGGGCCAGAAGGAUGUGUGGUCCACUAUUCAGGCCCAGUGGCCCAAGAAGACCCUGAAGGAGCUGUUCUCUGACUCAGACACAGAGGCUGCUAACUCCCCUCCUCCCACUGGACCGGCCCAGUCCUCCUCAUCAGACCUGGAGGAGAGGGAGAGCAGGGAGGAGCGGGACGGGGAGGGAGACGAGGCAGGAGGAGGAGGAGGCCCGGAGAAGGAGGACCCCGAGACCACAGAGGAGAACCAGGAGAAGGAGAAGAGGAGAGAGCAGGAGGAGUUCCCCUCCAGCGGCUCUAACUCAGUCCUCAACACCCCUCCUACCACCCCAGAGUCCCCCUCCAUGGGGGGUAGUGGUAGUGGGGCCAUGGAGCAGGGCUCUGGGACUGGUUCAAACUGGACUCAGCCCUCCUCUCCUCCACCCUCCACAGGGGCCCCUGCCCUGGGUAAAACGCCCUCCUCUGACCCUUUGACUCCAGGACGUGCCAACCCCAUGCCGGAGGAAGGCGGUGGGGGUCGCAGUGACACGGUGGAGGUGGAGAGUCUGGGAGGGGAGCUGAAGGACCAGGACCUGCCCCCAGACCAGGAUCAACACCAUGAGUGGUCAGGGGCCUUCCUCCCAGACGACGGUCCAGGUAGCCUGUCCUCCAACUCUCCCUGCAGUCUGGAACUCAGUAGUAGCAGUCGGCAUGACAACACUGAACACAAAGCCAAAGUGUCUGCCAGUCACAAGCGUCAGAAGGAUCAGCAGGCAGGUGGAGCAGCAAAGAGACACAAGCCAAACAGAAAGAGCUCAGUGCCUCCCAAGAAGAACAACAACAGGAAACCUGCCCACAGCAGUGACAGUGAAGACCAGUUAUUGGGUGAGAGCAUGGCUGAGACCCAUGGUGCAGCAGACCUGAAGGGGUCCAUCUCCCCCAACUGUCUCGGACAGGGUGAGGGACGCACCCCUCCAUCCAGCCAGAAGUACCACAAGCAGCAGCAGCAUAGGGUCCCCCCCCACCCCCAUGGUAGAACACCAUCCGUCUACAAGUGGAGCUUCCAGAUGUCGGACCUGGAGAAGAUGUGUAGUCUGGAGAGGAUUUCCUUCCUCCAGGAGAAGCUGCAGGACAUCAGGAACCACUACCUGUCUCUCAAGUCUGAGGUGGCGUCCAUCGACAGACGACGUAAACGCAUCAAGAAGAAAGAGAGAGAGAGUACGGUGGCGGCCUCCUCCUCCUCCUCCUCCUCUUCCUCCCCGUCCUCCAGCUCUCUAACAGCAGCGGUGAUGUUGACGCUAGCCACUCCUGUGUCCUCCUCUUCCUCCUCUCAGAACUCUGUUGUGUCUGUUGAGUGUAGGUGACCCCCCCCUGAGGCCCAGGACACAGCACUGAGAACUUAACCA
This is a messenger RNA of Coregonus clupeaformis (lake whitefish), 3663 nucleotides long. RefSeq names its product AT-rich interactive domain-containing protein 4B-like. The transcript is spliced from 16 exons. Gene Ontology annotation, molecular function: transcription cis-regulatory region binding. NCBI's taxonomy places the organism in Eukaryota, Metazoa, Chordata, Actinopteri, Salmoniformes, Salmonidae. Bases 1 to 3621 code for a protein of 1206 amino acids. Gene Ontology annotation, cellular component: nucleus. The record is from RefSeq and is a predicted model, not a curated record. Gene Ontology annotation, biological process: regulation of transcription by RNA polymerase II.